UACCUUUUGUACCAAUGUAUACCCGGCGUUGUCUAUGGGAUUUUGAAGUACAGCUAUUGGUUGACGUGAUCUGAGUAUCAUCACUGUUGGUUUAAAUUUCACCAACAAUCAUACAGAAUGUCACGACAAGGGAAAGUCCCAUUGCCAACAACUGUAGGCAAUGCUGCAGUUCCUGGCCCAGUAGCUCAGCAAGCUCAACAAUACUUGGAACAAAAUAUCAUAGCAUGGAUGCAACCUAAACCGCAGGGACAGCAAAUCUUAUCCUCCACUUUAUCAUCAUUCGUCACCAGUGGGCCCUCUGGUGCUCAGACAGCUAUGAGUCAAAAGGCCAUCCAGGAACAUAAUUUAAUGCAGACUCACGGAGGUUCAAAGCACCAGUUGUCUAUGAUGAGUCCAUACUCACCCAUUGGUGGUGCAAGCAGCGGUCCUAGUGUUGCUGGAACUUCUUGCAUGGGCAUGCCUCCAAGCUGUUCCUCCAUUCCACAUUCACUGUCUUUCUCUGGUUAUUCGCAUCAUUCCUUGAUUCAAGGGACUUCGUUCAGCUCGCCUUGUCCAAGUACUUUUGGGACUGCUCAGCCAUCAGCAGCGGCUUCAUUUUUCGCCAGGUAA
Molecule: messenger RNA, 609 nt
Organism: Uloborus diversus
Lineage: Eukaryota; Metazoa; Arthropoda; Arachnida; Araneae; Uloboridae
Exons: 3
Coding region: 118-609 (163 amino acids)
Source: RefSeq, a predicted model, not a curated record